UGAGAUUGUAUCCCCGUCGCAAGGCGGUCUGGAUGAGACCUUUACACAUGUUAUACUUUGCUAAUGUGGUAAACGGCAAUGGCGGUUACUACACUCCACCAUUAACCCCACCAGUGCAGCACCUUUUUAGCGGGGAUACUUAUUGAUACCCCUGGAUGGACAGUCAGAUCGACUCCGAUGAGGUCCGAUCCGUAACUUGGGUGUCCGAUAUGCCGGUCGAUCGAGCGAAAACGAGAUAAACUUUAGUCCGUUUAUUUCUGUUUCAGACUUGACUUUGGAGGGAAAGAAGCACAUGUAGUCAAGUGAGAUUACUAACCUGCGCAUCCCAUACCUUCUGGUAUUUCCUUCCUUUAUUGACGGGCUUGGAACCUUCUUGACAUCCAUACUUCGACAGGAUCUUCCGGUCCAUGAUAUAGAACGAGGAAAGAAUACUUCGUAUGCCUUGAGGUAGAAGGAAGCCAGCGACACCAUGGGUGCCAACCUGAAAGAACACCAGCAACAGGCUCCAGGCCCUGCUACCGCACCGGUAGCGGUCCAGAAAGCAGCCGCGAACUACAAGGGAUUCGUAGCUGGCGUCUUUUCGGGCAUCGCCAAGCUCUCCGUCGGCCACCCCUUCGACACCAUCAAAGUGCGCCUCCAAACCACCGACGCCACCCGCUUCUCCGGCCCGCUCCAAUGCGUUACCCAAACCAUCCGCAACGAAGGUAUCCUGGGUCUCUACAAGGGCGCCAGCCCGCCACUGGUCGGCUGGAUGUUCAUGGACAGUGUCAUGCUCGGCUCUUUGACCGUCUACCGCCGCCUUUUGCGCGACAACCUGUUCAACCCGCCCUGGCACCCAUUGCACGACCCCGCCAAACCCUUGCCUUCGCAUGGCCACGGGUUGGCGGGUAUCCUGGCGGGCAUGACGGUCAGCUUCAUUGCGGCGCCCGUGGAACACGUGAAAGCCAGACUGCAGAUCCAGUACGCGGCGCGUAAGGAGGAGAGGAUGUAUAAGGGCCCCAUUGACUGCCUCAAAAAGGUGUACACGCACCACGGCAUCAGGGGCGUGUAUCACGGCUUGGGAGCGACGAUAUUGUUUCGCAGCUUCUUCUUCUUUUGGUGGGGCACGUAUGAUGUGUUCAGUAGGUGGAUGAAGCAGUACACGCAGAUGAGCACGCCGGCUAUCAAUUUCUGGGCGGGCGGGCUGAGCGCGCAAGUGUUCUGGCUGACUAGUUACCCGAGCGAUGUUGUAAAGCAACGGUUCAUGACGGAUAAUCUGGGAGGAGGGCUCGGCGAUGGCGUCAGGAGGUUCCCGAGGUGGAGGGACGCCGCGGUGGCGGUUUACAAGGAGAAUGGCGCGAAGGGAUAUUGGCGCGGGUUUUUGCCUUGCUUCUUAAGGGCGUUCCCGGCGAAUGCGAUGGCACUGUUGGUGUUUGAGGGCGUCAUGAGGUCGUUGCCUGGGUAAGCGGAAGUGCUACCGAGGUCGGACAUUGGGUUGGGGUGAUAUACCUCGAGAGGUUAUGGCGGCGCAUAGGCGUUGGGUUAUCUGUUUACGUUUGGCUUUUGGGUAUGAUACUCCUAGAACGGAGGCGUUAUAGAUGGUUCACGAUUAACCGGCAAUGUUACAGAGUUCACAUAGUCACAUGCGCAUGGGAUAGACGGAAAUAGGUUUGGCCAGAACGCCAUGCCUCACAAGGAGGCGACUUGACAUUUGUUCAUUGAACCCGGUUUCCCGCU
Molecule: messenger RNA, 1716 nt
Organism: Neurospora hispaniola
Lineage: Eukaryota; Fungi; Ascomycota; Sordariomycetes; Sordariales; Sordariaceae
Product: mitochondrial carrier domain-containing protein
Exons: 2
Coding region: 470-1444 (324 amino acids)
Biological process (GO): mitochondrial L-ornithine transmembrane transport
Molecular function (GO): L-ornithine transmembrane transporter activity
Source: RefSeq, a predicted model, not a curated record